This is a messenger RNA of Monomorium pharaonis (pharaoh ant), 2759 nucleotides long. Its product is annotated as basic-leucine zipper transcription factor A-like. Gene Ontology annotation, biological process: regulation of DNA-templated transcription; circadian rhythm. Gene Ontology annotation, molecular function: DNA binding; DNA-binding transcription factor activity. Bases 546 to 1961 code for a protein of 471 amino acids. The transcript is spliced from 2 exons. The record is from RefSeq and is a predicted model, not a curated record. NCBI's taxonomy places the organism in Eukaryota, Metazoa, Arthropoda, Insecta, Hymenoptera, Formicidae. Gene Ontology annotation, cellular component: nucleus.
GUUCAAGUUCACUCGCUCGAGAGGGAGGAAACGGGUCCCCCUCGUCGGACGUCCGCCAGUGGCCAGCAGUCAGUUGUCCGUCCUCUCUUUUCGGGAGUGCUUCACGCGAGUGCCCUUCACGCGCAGACAGAACGCGUACCACUUGAAUUUGAGUACCCGCCCAGUCGCCCGAGAGUGUCUUCGUGGAGAUAUUACGCGCGCGCGGUGUGCAAAGUUCUUUUCCCCUCUCCAGUCGUGUUUUCCGAGAGAUUCGUGUUACGGGGACGACUGUUAUGUCGCUGUGACAGCGCGCCGGAGGUUCGACGAACGGAGCAUCGUCGCCGCCGUGCCGUUCCCGUUUCGACGAUCGCAACCGCGAUAGUCACGCCUUGUGGAAUCACCGCGUUUACGCGGGGGAACUCUCUGUGCGUAUUCCACGCGUACGGACCGUUCGACUGUCCCGAAGGUCGGCGACUGGAUCGACGACAAAAGUGGAUCGCCGUUGUUCCUACGCGCGCUCCGGAUCGACGGAAUCUUUCAAGAUUGAUGUACUAAGAAGACAAAUUAUGGUGGCAGAGUUUGUCGCCCGCCAGAGUGGAUCGCCCAUCAAUGGUGAGACCGCGUGUCUGAACAGCAACAUGCCGGCCACGCACACAAUGGCCCAUAGCGGCGGUCACGGUGCGCCCCACGGUGGGCCCCACGACGUCCACGGACCCUUAACGGUGCCCCUUACCACGCAUCCCGGCCAUCACGGCGGACCACCAACUGCGAUUCAGCAGCAGCAGCAGCAGCAUCAGCAUCAAUCGCAGCAGCAGCAGCAGCAGCAGCAACAGCCACUGCCGCCGCCGCCGCAGCAUUCGCCCCAACCGCCGCACCAUCAUCAUCACCACCACCAGGACCAGCAGCCGCAGCAACAGCAGCAGCAUCAUCACGACGGGCCGCAGGGGCAGCACCCGGACAACUACGGGCCCAACUUCGACAUACGGAAGGAGCUGUUCUCGCAGCGCAAGCAGCGCGAGUUCAUCCCGGACAACAAGAAGGACGACAGCUACUGGGACCGCCGCAGGCGCAACAACGAGGCGGCGAAGCGGUCGCGCGAGAAGCGCCGCUUCAACGACAUGGUCCUGGAGCAGCGGGUGAUGGAGCUCAGCAAGGAGAAUCACAUCCUCAAGGCGCAGCUCGAGGCGAUACGCGACAAGUUCGGGAUCUGCGGCGAGUCGGUCAUCAGCACGGAGCACGUGCUGGCCGCGCUGCCCUCCGAGCCGACGAUCAGCGUGAAGCGCGCGAAGCUACCGGCGUCGGCGGCGCUCCUCUACGCCCGCACCCCGAGCCCGGUGCACACGUCGGUGAUACAUCAGCCGGUUAGCGGCGCCCGCUCGCCGAGAUCGCCGGCCCAGCUCUACGUGCCCGAGACGACCGCCUAUCCGGAGACCGAGAGCUUCCAGUAUCCGUACUCGCACGCGGCGAUUCAUCACCUGGACACGACGAGCGCCCUGAACCUGUCGUCGCGCGGCCGCCGGGCGCAGUCGCCGUUCGAGCUGUCGUCGGGCAGCGGCGACGAGGCCGGCGGCCCGCAGAUAGGCGUCGUGGGCUCCCAAAACAACCCGGCCGCGAACAACAGCCUACCCCAUAAGCUCAGGCACAAGUCGCGCAUCGGCGACAAGGACGCCGCGAGCGCGCUCCUCGCGCUCCAGGGGAUCAAGCAGGAGCCCGGGCCGCGGGCAUCGCCGCCCUGGGACGAGGGCUCCAGCGACGAGCGCGACUCCGGGAUCUCGCUGGGCGCCGAGUGGACCGCGCCGACCACGGUCCCCACGGUCUCAGACGACCGGGAGGUCAAGAUGAAGCUGGACCGUCUCGCCUCCGAGGUCGCGUCCUUACAAUCGAUAUUCCGCCUUGGGAAACCCGUCGGCGCGGCGGUGGCGGCCGCGGCGGCGGACAGCCUGGUCACAGGUCACUCCGCCGCCACGGUCAACGGACCGUGAAGGACGCGGCCUCCCUCCUCUUCUGAGGAUCACUGAGAGUCCUCCCCCUCCUCCCUUCCUCCUGGCCGGAUGUCGGGAUCCUUGGAAAAUUGGGAGACACGGAGAGACGCCCGCCGUCCGGAGGAGGACGUCGUGGGCAAGGGCGACGGACCCUCGGACCGUCGCGAACAACCAAUUUGAUCGCGCCGAGCUGGACAUCGUGUUUGCGAUCGAGCGAGGAAAGGGGAUUCCCCCCGAAGAAAUACUUGGCGAUUAUUUUAAGGACGAAGAGAGAGUUUUUUUUUUCGCGUGCCGCGGUGCAACGCGAGCAGACCUGCGUGUAGUGAUCAACCUACGUUCGUCCGACUCGACGCUGAGGCAAGAGCAACCCUUGCGAUUACCGAUCGCCGGCGAUCUGCUCGUUGCGCAGCGGGUCAUCGAUAAUAACGGGCGGGAGAGACGCGGCUGCGUCUCCGCGAAAAACUUUAAUCCUUCGACCCGUGGGUCACGUUUAUACCUCCCUCUCCCGGGACGCGCGAGGGUUUCUCUACCGAUGAAACUUUUACCCUUAUUGUGAUACGCGAGAGACGUCAGUUUGAAAAACGAAUCCCACCCUCGACGGGUUCGGCUAUCGGUCGAAGGGUUAAAGUCGUUCCUCCACUCUUGGUUCCGAGGCGAGGUGGAGUUAGGCGAUUAAGAGCCGACGCGAUACCUUUGUAGCCCUGUAAGUUAUGUUGUAAGACUCCCGUAGGCUAAUCGUUCUUCUAUUAUUACCAUUAUCGUUAGUGAGUGAGAGAGAGAGAGAGAGAGAGAGAGAGA